UACCACAACAUGGGAACCCGAGCGAGGGUCUGACCGCCAGGAGCCGGAUGAAGCAAUGCGUCGGCCCGCUUGCCUCAAAGAAGCGUUACCGCCGGCAACAGCGUGACCCCGAGUCACGCCAAAUGGAGAGUGAAAUUGAGCUGCAAAUACUCUCCACCGACUUAAAGCUGCACGCCGAACACGCUCGCCUCCUCGGAGGACCCCAACGACACCGGACUUGUCUCCAUGACGACUGGCUGGCACUGGUGCAGUUCUACCUGACGUGUGUGGAGGUGCGCCGUGGACCGCCCGCCCCCAUGGAGGCCAAAGACAACAAUACUUCCAAACAAGACCGCCUUGAUCCUCCCGCCCAGGAGGCCCAGGCAGACCCCCUCCUCCCGGGGGGACCGCAGACAAAGGAGACGGCGGAUCAUCAGGACGAUAAGAAGGGUGAUCAGGAGGAGGAGGGGAGGAAAAACCAGGAGGAGAAAAGGAGCGACCACGUGAAGGAGGAGGGCGGGAACAAAGAUGGCACGGGUGAAGACCGUGAGGAGAAAGAGAAGGACAGUCAUCAGGAGGAGAAGGAGGGUGACGAGCAGGGCAAAAGGAGUGAGCAGCAGAUAAAAGAAGACGGUGGUCCGCACGGAGAGGAAAAAGGGGAAAAGGAAAAGAGCGAUGAAUCGGAGAGUUACGAUGAUGAGGAGGUGGACAAUGACGAGAGUGACCUGGAGAAAAAAGAAAAGGCCGAGGAACACGAGAAGGAGAGCGGCGACGAGGACGCGGAUAACGAGGAGAGUGACGAGGAGAAGGACAGUGGCCAAGAGCUGGAGAGUGGCGAUGAGUUGGACAACGAAGAGAGUGGCCAGGAGAAGAAAGAAAAGGCUGUGGGACACGAGAAAGAGAGUGAUGAGGAGGACACCGAGAAGGACAAUGAUGAAGAGCAGGAGAGCGACGAGGAGGUGGACAAUGGAGAGAAAAUAGAAACGGCUGGAGAACACGAGAAGGAGAGCGACGACGAGGACACCGAGAACGACGAGGAGAAGGACAAUGACGAGGAGCAGGAGAGUGAUGACGAGGAGAAAGAGGGCGAUGACGAGGAGGCGGACAAUGAAGAAAGUGACCAGGAGAAGGAGAAUGAGGACAAGGAGAGUGACCAGGAGGAGAAGAAGGACAAGGAGAAAGACGACCAGGAGGAGGAAGAGAAGCGAAGUGAUCGGGAGGAGAAAGAGAGUGACAAUGAUGAGAGCGACCAUGAGGAGAACGAGGAGGACCAAAGUGACCAGGAUGAAGAAGAUCUUGACAAAGAUGAGAGUGACCAGGACGACGACGACGACGACGAGGAGGGUCAGAGUGAUCAGGAGGAAGAGGAGCGUGACAACGAUGAGAGUGACCAGGAGGAGGACGAGGGACAAAGUGAUCACGAGGGCAAGGACGAGCGUGACAAUGAUGAGACUGACCGGGAGGAGGACCUGAGUGACGAGGAGGAAGAGGAGUACGACAAUCAGGAGAAGGAGCGCGACAUCGAUGAGAGUGACCGUGACGAGGACGAGGACGAGGAGGACCAAAGUGACGAGGAGGAGUAUGACAGUCAGGAGAAGGAGCGUGACAAUGAUGAGAGCGACCAGGAGGAAGACGAGGAGAGUGACAAGGAUGAGAGUGACCAAGAGGAGGACAAAAAGGACCAGGACGACGAGGAGGAGAGUGACAAUCAGGAGAAUGAGCACGACCCGGAAGAGGACAACAAUGGAGAGGAAGAGGACGGAGACAGUGCCCAUGAGAAGCAGUGUGAGCAACAGGAGGAGAACGGUGUGAAGAAUGAAGUGGAGGAAGAGGAGAACCCCGAUAACCAGGAAGAGAUCAGUCACGAGGAUCAGGAGAGGAAGAUCAAGAGCAUCAAAAAAGCCAUGGGAGAUCACGGGGAGAACCAGCAGGCCAUGGAGGUGCAAGGAUGCCCGGUGUGGAACGCAGCCGCCAGGAGGCGCUGGAUCGAAAGAUGGAGAAUCGGGAGGAGACUGACGGGAAGGCGCUGGGUGAUCAUGAGGGGGAGGAGGUACAGAGCCAUGAGGAGGCGCUGGAUGACCACCAGGAGGCGAUCGAGAGCAAAGAAGAGAGUGGCCGUGAUGAAGAAGAGGGAGAGGAGAGUGACCGUGUGAAGAACAUGAAACACUACAUCAGUGCCAAAUAUGUAAAUCAUAUUUAUGAACCACUUAUUCUAGUUAUCAUGCUAACAUUAUUUAGUCAUUAUGGGUGUGCUACAAAAACAAAUAAA
This is a messenger RNA of Entelurus aequoreus (snake pipefish), 2248 nucleotides long. Its product is annotated as protein starmaker-like. The coding region runs from base 48 to 2132 and encodes 694 amino acids. NCBI's taxonomy places the organism in Eukaryota, Metazoa, Chordata, Actinopteri, Syngnathiformes, Syngnathidae. The record is from RefSeq and is a predicted model, not a curated record. The transcript has a single exon.